AUGGUUACGACAGCAAGUCAUACCUUGCAGGACCGGCUCGACGAGCUUGCCAAGCUUCAAACAGAUACACUAGAGAAGCCUUAUAGCAUUCAUCAUAGGCUUUCCCUUGCCAAUGCAUAUAGGAGUCUGGGAUAUCCUGAUCUUGCCGCCGGAGAUGCCUACAAGGCGCUUCUCCUCGUCGAUGAGUGUGUGGAGACGGGCGAAUUCCACGACGAAGCCCUAGAGGCUGCUACAAGUGAUUACCAAGAGCAGAGCGGCUCCCUGGAAGAGGAUACCGAUAAGGUAAUCCAAUGGGCCAAGUCUUGCGGGUUGAAACACGCGUAUGAGAUUCUCAUUCCUUGUCUUAUCUAUUGCGGAUGUCUUAGAAGUGCUGCUGGAUUUAUUAAACGUGCACUCAGAGCUUUUCCUGAAGAAGAAUCGCUUGCAUCCUACCGCAAAACGCUCGACUUAAAGCUGCGCUCGCACUUCACAUUGAAGAAUAAUGAUAUUGAUGCAAUCAAUAUCGAAGACUACCCUGAUAAAGGAUUUGUACGCCGAGAGCUCUAUCCAUGGAACCAGCACGAGCCGGAUAGGUUCUCUCCUGAGGCACUCCAAUUUCUGAACGAAGAAAUGGAACGUAUUGCGCACAAGCUUGAGGUCAGGGUUUCGGAACUUCCAUUAUUGGGUGAGCGUUCGUCUGCGAGUGACAACAGUGCCUUUGUGAAACAACUCGGCGUCUUUGCGAAAGAAGACAUCUCGCCUGGAGAAGGAAUAUUGACAGAGAAGUCUCUGCUGACGGGCAUAUCACGACUGCACGACUCUUACUGCGAUGCCUGCAGCAUUUCUCUUUCUAGCACAGACGAUGAUCCGCAUUCCGCCACAAUAUCAUGCGACGGGUGCGAUGAAGUCUUCUUCUGCAGUGAAGAAUGCCACGACCUAGCGCAAGAUAACUACCAUCCUUCUCUGUGUGGCGUGAAUAUGGAACAGAAGGUCUCAGCAAGUGAAGCCGCUGACUCGCUGUACACGCUCUUGCUGGUGCGGGCCAUGGGAAUGGCUGAAACACAGGAUGUCCACCCGCUUGAUCUAAAAGAGGUUCGCUACAUCUGGGGCGAUUAUCACGGCCUCGAUCUGGGUGAAAAUUGUGCUUUGAAUUCGGAUCCAUUUGCAUCUGUUCCACAGACUCUAUCAUUCUCUUUUGAAGCUAAUGUUUUGAGACCAUUGCACGUUUUGGAGAAGAUGGACGUCAACAUUUACGAGCAAAGCCAUCGAUAUGACACGUGGAUCUUCAACACAUUGUACGCGAAGUUUCGAGGCACAGCAUCUGCGCAACAGGGCCUUGAUGGCCGGCCUGAGAUUGGCGCUGUGCAUCCUAUGUGGUGUCUUGCAAACCACAGCUGUGAUCCAAAUGUAACUUGGGAAUGGAAAGGUAGCAUGCGCUUCUGGGCUCGCGAGCAGCUCGUCGAUUACGAGCGGCGAGUUCCGAAAAGACCUGGGCUGAAGAAGGGAGAAGAGGUUUUCAGUCACUACUGCGAUAUCCGACUCUCAGUACAGGAGAGGCGUGAGUGGGCCGUAGGAGCACUAGGAGGCCUCUGCGUAUGCCCUAGAUGCAUCUGUGAGGAAGCUCAGCUGAAGGAUUGA
This is a messenger RNA of Didymosphaeria variabile, 1617 nucleotides long. RefSeq lists its product as uncharacterized. Lineage: Eukaryota; Fungi; Ascomycota; Dothideomycetes; Pleosporales; Didymosphaeriaceae. Bases 1 to 1617 code for a protein of 538 amino acids. Gene Ontology annotation, cellular component: nucleus. The record is from RefSeq and is a predicted model, not a curated record. Gene Ontology annotation, molecular function: protein binding. The transcript is spliced from 5 exons.